Messenger RNA from Hippoglossus stenolepis (Pacific halibut), 5934 nucleotides. It is a transcript of the gene kif14, whose product is annotated as kinesin family member 14. The coding region runs from base 234 to 5135 and encodes 1633 amino acids. Gene Ontology annotation, molecular function: microtubule motor activity; microtubule binding; ATP binding. The transcript is spliced from 29 exons. Gene Ontology annotation, biological process: microtubule-based movement. The record is from RefSeq and is a predicted model, not a curated record. NCBI's taxonomy places the organism in Eukaryota, Metazoa, Chordata, Actinopteri, Pleuronectiformes, Pleuronectidae.
UUGAAAUUGAAGCGGGCGAAGGCGGAAGAGGAGGAAAAUAAACUAAAGUAGCUGUUUCAGCUCGGACGCAACUUAUAUCGAUUUAAUGUGUUUUUUAUGGUUUUAAACUAAGAUGUCCAGCUGCACUUGCGUCAGACGUACGUGUUGUUCAUGUCGUGUGCUGUAGCUGGACUAAGCUAAGUGGACUCACCGUUAGGUUCAGUUAGCUCUUUUGUUUUUAGCAUUCGGCUAACAUGUCGUUAUUUAGCGUACAAGCGAGGAAGCACACGGCUUAUUACGACCAUCUCGUGUCGACGUCCCGGACAUCGGGGGGCAGAGGGCGCCCGGCGGAGAGGAAAACAUCCGACACGACGCUGGAGAAAAGUGGGACAACAUCCGGAGAGUCUGCGUGCGAGGACAGCAGGACUUCCGAGAAGAGCCGACAGGUAAACAGGACCUAUGUCGUCUCUGCGCUGUCAAAAAGCGGCGGCGGGCAGCAGACACCUCUCCGGGGCCGGCUCACCCUGCAGAGGAGGUCAAGGAGGAGGACCGGGGUUGAAGCGGGGGAGAAAACUGUGGCUGAAAGCAGCCAGAACAGCACCCCGGCUCCGGAGAAGAGGCUGACCCUGCAGCGGAGGACCAGGACCCCCUCCAUGGAUAAGAGCGCCCUGGGGCAGCGUGGGCUCAGCGGGGCUGGUGUGCAGCCACCGCCGAAGGUCCUCAGCGAACCGAACGGCAGGACCCCGAGUGUGUUCAGGUCUGCGAGUGUAAGAGAUGCUGCUUCCAGGAGUAAAAGCAGAGAGACUCAUGUGGAAACCCAGGGGAAGCUGGCACACAGCAAGAUACCCUCCUCUUCAUCUUCAUUUACAAGACAACUAGAGAACCAGGGCCAAACAUUUAAUACCCCCACCAAAAAGACCACCUUUGAGAAGAUCGCAGCCAAGAGGGACGUGUUCGAGAGACUGGCAGGGAGAGAAGUCCCGAAAGUAGUGGCGGUCAAGUCUGCGAGUCUGGAAAGACCCAAAUCCAGAAUGCAACAAGCUCAAGAGAGUAGACCUGCGCCUGCUCCUGCUCCUCGGGUGGGCAAGGUGUCCGCAGGUGUGCACAGGCCCAGCCCUGCGCUAGGGGUGAUCAGGACAUCCAGCUCCAACCAGGGGGAAGACGUGACCCAGGCCAGGACCUCCACUCCUGCUCCUGCUCCAACAAGUACCGAGCACCCCCGGUCUCGUCCCAGUGAGGCUGUGAAGCAGCAGGAUUCAUUAAAGAUGGAAGACAGUGCAGUGACUGUGGCUGUCCGUGUCAGGCCUUUCAGUGCCCGGGAGAAGGCAGAGAAGGCAUCGCAGGUCAUUUUCAUGAAAGGCCAGGAGACCAUUGUCCAACAUCCUGACUCCAAACAGAGUUACUCUUUUACCUAUGACCUCUCUUUCUGCUCGGUGGAUGAGAGCGAGUCCACGUUUGCCAGCCAGCAGAUGGUGUACGAGACACUGGCUAGACCUCUGCUACUAAGGGCCUUCGAAGGAUUCAACACCUGCUUGUUUGCUUAUGGUCAAACAGGCUCUGGGAAAUCGUACACGAUGAUGGGCUUCGGAGAAGAAGCAGGGGUUAUCCCAAGGUUCUGUCGGGAGCUUUUUUCUAGAUUGACCGCCAUAGAAAAUAAAGAGGUCAAAUGUCAUGUAGAGAUGAGCUAUUAUGAAGUUUACAACGAGAAGAUCCACGACCUCCUGAUUACCAGAGAUGAUCCAAACCAAAGGAGGAUGCCUCUGCGGGUGAGAGAGCAUCCCGUCCAUGGUCCCUACGUUGCUGAACUUUCUACGAAUGUUGUGAGCUCUUACAAUGACAUCCAGGGUUGGCUGGGGCUCGGAAACAAGCAGAGAGCCACAGCAGCUACAGGGAUGAACGACAAGAGCUCCAGAUCUCACUCCGUCUUCACCCUGGUUAUGACCCAGACCAAAACUGAGUUUGUGGAGGAUGAGGAACAUGACCACAGUAUCAGCAGCAGGAUCAACCUUGUGGACUUGGCAGGCAGCGAACGCUGUAAAACGGCUCAGACGAGCGGAGACCGACUCAGGGAGGGCGCUAGCAUUAACAAAUCCCUGCUCACCCUUGGAAAGGUCAUCUCUGCCCUGUCUGAGCAAGCACUGACCAGGAAGACGGUCUUCAUACCGUACAGGGAGUCUGUCCUCACAUGGCUGUUAAAAGAGAGCCUCGGGGGAAACUCCAAGACAGCCAUGAUCGCCACACUGAGCCCAGCAGGCAGCAGUGUGGAGGAAACUCUAAGCACUCUCCGCUAUGCCCAGCAGGCCCGGACAAUCAUCAACGUGGCCAAGGUCAAUGAAGACACCAGUGCAAAGCUCAUCAGAGAGCUGAAGGCGGAGGUGGAGAAGCUGCGGGCGGCCCAGAUGAGCUCACAGGGGAUCGAACCAGACAGGGUCCGGCUGUUUCUGCAGGAGAUCACUGCCCUGAAGACUAUGCUCUGUCAGCAAGAGAGAGAAAUGGUCGAGGCCAACCGGGCAUGGAGAGAGAAACUGGAACAAGCUGAAAUACGCAAACGGGAGGAGACCAAAGAGUUGCAGAAAGCAGGCGUGACGUUCAAAGUGGACAAUCGUCUUCCCAACCUGGUGAACCUGAACGAGGAUCCUCAGUUGUCUGAGAUGCUUCUCUACAUGAUCAAAGAGGGUCAAACCACGGUGGGCAAGCUCAAGUCCGACUCCAGCCGAGACAUUCAGCUGAAUGGAGCCCUCAUCGCCGACCAGCACUGCGUUAUAAACAGUAUCCAAGGUACUGUCAGCAUCACACCCAUGGAAAGUGCCAAGACCUUUGUUAAUGGGAACCUGAUCUCAGAGUCCACUGUCCUCCAUCAUGGUGACAGGGUGAUUCUAGGCGGAGACCACUACUUCCGCUUUAACCAUCCAGCUGAGGUGCAGUCCGGGAAGCGGGUAUCGUGUUGGACAGUCGCAGGCGAUGGCCAGAAAGAUUUUGAAUUUGCCAAAAAUGAACUACUUAAGGCUCAAAGAGCUCAGCUGGAGGCAGAAAUUGAAGAAGCCCAUCUGAAGGCGAAGGAGGAGAUGAUGCAGGGAAUCCAGAUGGCAAAGGAGGUGGCCCAGAAGGAGCUUUGUGAUCAGAGGGCGCUUUAUGAGGACAGGAUUCAUGCCCUGGAGAGAGAGCUGAACGAGGAGAGUGCGUGGAAACGUCAACAGGAAUUAGACCAGCAGAGGGUGGCCAGUCAGAUGGCAGAGCUGAAGGUGGCCAAGCUGGGGCUGGAACAGGAGGUGGACUCCCAGAAGAAACACCUCCGUCUGCACAUGGAGGCCCAGGCGAUGGAGGAACACCGUGUAAGUCAAGUGAGGAUUGUUGAUGCCCUGGAGGAAGAGAAGAAGAAGAUUGGCAGAGAGCUCGAGGAGCUGCAGAAGAAAAGAGCUUUGAGGGAAAUCCACACUCCGAGAAAUGUCUCUCCACAUUGGGAUGCCAUGAAGAUGUCCUUGAUGAUUGAGGAAGCUAAUAAGAUCAGUUCUAAACUGAAGAAAAACACAAUUUUUAGAAGACAUGAAAGCUCCGACAGCGAGAAUCUGGAAACGGGUGGUUUGCUCCAGGUGCGGGUUCAAAACACAAAGCUGGGGAUCUCCACGUUCUGGAGUCUGGACAAGUUCCAAAACAACAUGGCUGCCAUGAGGGAACUCGACCAGGGGGAUUCCACCUCUAAAGAUGACGACGUGUUUUAUGACCCUGAUGAUGAGUGGGAGCAAGAUAUAUCGGCCUCCUCUGCCUCCACCUCAUCGUUCUCACGCCGAAGGAGCAGGAGUUUGUUGAAGAGCAGGAGAAUCUCCGGGCGUCUGUACGAGAUCCGGGUUCAUCCGAUUCAGAGCCUCCACAAUGGCUCCUCCCAUUCUGCUGGGUUGAUGGGUGUCGCCAAACCUCCCUCCACCCACUCCACCAGCACAGACUCUGCCUUGCCCGGCAUCUGCAAGGAGCUGAUCGGUCAAUCAGUGGCCCGUCUCCGUGGAUGCAGUGCGACAGAUGAGAGCCUGGCUGACAGGUUGGCCUCUGAUCUGAACCUGGUGUACGAGGCAGUUCAAACCUUAUCUGACCUGUACGACAGCCAGGACGAUGACAGCCAGGAGAACGUGUUUGUAUGCAACUUGGUGGCCCAGACUCAGCUGGUCAAGGCCGCCACAGCCAUAGAGAGUGCAGCGUUUGUGACCAAGCAGUGGGUGGUGAGCGUUAAACCCGUCUCUGGCUUCCUCUACACCAUCACUGAGGAACUCAAGAUCCAAGUGAAGAAGAUGGGAGGAUUCUUUCAGCUGCUCAUUCAGGGCUGUGAAUCAGAGAUCACAUCCAUGGUGACGGAGGCACGGAGGAAGAGCAGCCAGUGCCUGGAUGCAGCAUUGCUUGCACUCGGCCACCUGGCGGCAGUGACAUGCAUGCCGCUGAAUGCUAUGGAGCUGGGUGCCCAGGCCACAGGCAAGCCUUCAAUGACCAUGUGUGUACUGAAGGGGACCAACAGAGGCGUUCGCUCUCUUUUAAACGAGAGUCUCACCAUCACCAGGGAGAUGCUGAGAGACGCUCAGCUGGCGUAUCCCAGGAACCCAGUCCUGCAGAGCCUUAAAUCCAAGAUGCUUGAUUUAUCAUGUGCUCUGCAGAGCUACAUGCAUUGCCAUAUUUCGGAGAGGGAGUCUGACUCAGAGGAGGUGGAGGAAUGGGCGGAGGAGGCUUCUGCUUCCCAUCUGAAGCAACUGAGGGAUGCAGCGACCAAACUGUUCCUGCUGAACCAGGCCAUCAGACAGCUGCAUUCCUCUCUGUCUGCCGCCCUGCGAGGAAAAGACAGAGACUCCAACCUCGGCAGCGAGCAGAUCUCCUCCUCUGCCAAGGCCGUCGACGAGCUGAUCGUGGGUCUGUCCAAGGAGGCAGCACUGCUGGCGUCCUCGCAGCUCCCCUGUCUUCAGAGCGUCGUGACUGCACGAGACACACUCCACUCGGCCCUGCAGUCCUUGUCCUCCCCCUGGAACGAACAGGGGGCAGGAGAGAGCAGGAGCUCUGCCGCUUCAGAUAAGAGCACAGAGGAGGAUAUGUGUGCGUCCACUCACACUGCUGUUAGAAAUCGACUUGUGAGCAAAAUAGUCUACACGAUCCCAUCCAAAGGCAGCCCACACUGGGUGUAACGUGUACAGACUAAGUGUUGGUCUUUACGAUGCUCAAAUAUCAUGUAGGAUUUACUGUAACUGAUAAACUGCUGACAUGAAGAAAUCUGAAAUGCUGGAAAUAAGAAGCUAGUAUCUUUUUUUUUUUUCUUCACACCCCAUCAUUACCAACCUCACACUGCGGGCAGCGGACAUUGCAGAAACUCUUUCCAUUCAAGUUGAUAGUCGUUAAUUUGCACACUUUGAAUUAACUUUGAUUUCCACGCGUAAGCCUUCAUGUCAUUUCUCGUACGAUGUAAAUGCAGCACUAGUGUUGAGAUGUACUUCUAAGUGCUUUGAAAUUAUUUUUGAAGGAUGCAUUAGAUCUAAGACUUUACUCAUCAGUUAUUAUUGAUGCAUAAACACAAUUUAAACCGUCUCUGUUGUACUAUAUUUUUCAGAGGCUACUAAAUUAUUUUCGCUUGCAUUUUUAUUGAUUCGGACAUGCAACAGUUCAACGAGCAGCUUUUUUUGUCACAGUGUUUUGUAAAAAGAAAAAAAAAGUGCUGAACGUGUAUGUCCGGAUUCUCUGCUGUAUAGGAUUUUUUGAAGGCGUAUUUCAUUCUCAUAUUCACUUAAUGCUUUGCUCUUGUAUUUUGUACACAAACUGUAACAAUGUGCACUCUGGAGAAACUUCUCUAAUACAUGUACUCAAACAAAGUAUUUUUGAUGUCUUUGUAAAAUUUUGUCAGACUUAUUAAAACCUGGUAAGUCUAUAUCAUGUAAGGGGAACAGAAAUAAUACAAUAAAUUAAUAUGCCUUGAUUUGACAGGAACACAAA